Caenorhabditis sp. 36 PRJEB53466 is the source of this 8426-nucleotide messenger RNA. NCBI's taxonomy places the organism in Eukaryota, Metazoa, Nematoda, Chromadorea, Rhabditida, Rhabditidae. The record is from the annotation of a GenBank genome assembly.
AUGUCAACGAUGUCGAUGGAUGGUACCAUCGGCGGGAACAGUAGAGGCUCAGGAGGUGGUGGAGGAGAGCGUGGGUUCGCUACCGAGCAUGUGCUCUUCAACAACAAAAGCAAGACAAUGCCGACAGUAAGUUUAUCGCUUCGAAAAGGAUCGGCUGAUAGUAGUAACUAUCUCCGAUCGUUGACCACACUUUGAUACCCGGUGAUAGCUAAUAUUCUUCUCACAUGUCUAUUUCCGAAUUCUCAUUCCAACUCUAAUCGUCCGAUUCUGGUCGUAAAUCUUUCUACACCGCCACCCAGAUAGGUGUGAUGGCUGCUGCACAAGUCGUCAUCAACCAAGAGGGAUCGGCCAAUCUCUUCGUCAGCCCACAAAACACUCUUUGACACACAAAAUGCGCGCACGGACGGGACGGGGACAUUGCAUACGCUCACGGACUGAGACGCUCACCCCGCCAACACAUCCGCACUCACGCACUCACUCACAUUCACUUAAACACAAAACGCUAACCAACCGUCGUCCUCGUCGAAAGCGACUCGGUGUUUGGCUUGGCCCGGCUGCUUUCUUCUUCUUCUUCUUCGUUCUCAUCCGGCCGUCCGUCUGUGGUGAACGACAACGAUGGCGAAGCCAGGGCUAAACCAAUUUUUCUCAUUCGGGCCCUCUUGGAUGCCCGCUCAUUCAUAAAUCUCCUCUGUCGGUUGCACACUAAACAAUUGGAGGGGCGACACUACCGAGCGGCCCCGUCAUGUCGUUCAUCAUGUGCUCUUUUGACUCUUUCUUACCACGGCAGGAGAAACUGGAGAAAGAGGAUGAAAACCAAAGUAUGAGUACGGUGAGCGUUCAAAUUUAGUACUUCUUCUCCGCAACACAAUAGUUUUCAAAAAAGUGCUCGAAAAGUAGAUGCGGAAUGCGAUGCCUUUCGACACAUUAAUCGCGAUUAGAAUGCAUUGUUUCGUCGACGUUUCUAGUUUUCCAAACGGAUAAUUUAGUCAUCUUCUGAUGCUGUCACUCUGUUCGAGCACCCCACUAAAAUUAGAAUUCGGUUUUCUCCGCAUCUACGUAGAAUCAACCGCUGUCGCCCUCCUGAUGCGUCACUACUUCCAUCCCUUUUGCCGUUUCCCACACGUAAUUCUUCUAACAUCUUCCGGUCGUGCUCUAUCCAGUUUCUAUCGACCGUAUUGUACAUACCCUCAUGGAAGAAAGGUUGAUGCCAGAGUCCGGUUAACAGCUGCUCUUCUCUCCCCCCCCCACCUGCUACUCAUUCCGUUGAAGGACAUUCCUUGAUCAUUCUCACGUUCUUUUGUAAAAAUUCGAUUCGUUAAGAACAAAUAAUUUGUGAAUUUUUCUUUCAAAAUAACAGUGAGGUUGAGAAACGUUUGAUACGAACUUGUGAUCGAUGUUGCUGUUGAUGAGAUUGAAAAAAGAGAGAGAAGAGUGGAGGUCGGGAGAAAGAAGACUGACGAACCCUGUUCCUCUAGUUCUGUAUACGUUUUAUAUGAUAGAAGAAGGGACGAGGAUAAAACGAUGUCUGUCUCUUGCUGCCGGUUCGCCGCUCAGUCCGUAUGUCCGUGCGUUGGUUUGUUUGUGUUCUUUUCCGCUGCAUCUCCGUCCUCCCGUUCUCUGUGUUUCUGCUUCUCAUGCACUCUAUUGUCGACUAUUCUGUUCACCCGUCUGCGUCUUUGCUUCUUGCCUUCUCUCUUUUGCAGUGAUGGCAUGGAUCACGAUUUGAACGACUCUAUUAAGAUCAGUAUGGACUCCUUCGCGGGAUCCACGCGCGCGCGCCUUCAUUUCGCGACCACCGCCAAUGUAAUAUGAUUUUUCGUGAAAUUAGUCCUCGUUCUGGGCUCAGCGGUCCGAACGACCGCGUUCACACGUGCAAUCUGCGUCUCUGCAGCGUGCUACUCGUUGUCUCUCGGUCUCUUCAAAGUGUCUUUCUCUUUUUUUUUCUCACUGCAACCCUUCAUCGUCUGAUAGGUAGAGUCCGUGCGUUGGUUUUUUCAACUGAUGCGUUUUCGCCAUCGUAUGUAUUUUGGAAUGACGAGUAGUGUGAGCACUCUCUUAGCCGCUGCUCCGAGAAAAGAAGGCGCCAGGCGACGUCUUUAUCUGUCCUCUCCUUCGGCCGGGUGCGUAUUUCGUUUCCGCUCGUGGUCCCACCAGUUCUGGAGAGGCUGUUGUCCCGGAGCCAACACGCCGCCCGGGCUUUUUCCCAUUCAACACAUAUUUUGCAUGGGCAUGGUGGCAAUGGUGGUUGUUUGGGAGAGGGCCUCAGUUUCUCCUCCUGGUGCGUACGUGUGUGUUUCGACCUCUUCGAUUCAUUUGCCUCUCCCUCCGUUUCUUUGCCUCCUUCUCCUCAUCGCUCCUCGUUUUCCGACUUGAUAUAUUUCGCUUUAUGCGUCCAUUUCGUGGCGCAUUUUCUUCGAAACCUAUUCAAUGAGGUUUGUAUCGAUAUUCGAUUACGUACAAAGUACUCCUAGCCCUCCUUCCAACCACUACCACUUGGUCGUCAUCACAUGUGUGUUUACCGUUAUCAAACACCAAAGAGGAAGGCCGAAUUGCAAUUUGGUUGGCUUUGCUAUGUGCUGCUCCUGCUGCUUUUGCUCGCUCAUUUGUUUUGUCGCCCUACGCUUUGCCGAUUGACUCGAACACCUCACUAUUUUCUCUUUUUGACCGCCGCCCCCAGAUUUGGGUUUCAUUUUGUUGCUCGCUCGCCGUCUGAGUCGCCAGGUGUUUUCGCUAGUGUAAUUAGCCAGUCGGUGACGUACACAUGAGCUUGCGGGUGUAGGACAGCGUAUUAAGGAACAACAGCUUCUGCAGAUCUGGUUCUGACUUUGGGUUUUCGGUUUCACUUUCGAUCGCCCUCUCUUGUCGGUCGAUAUUCUGUUCGUGCGGUCUCUUCAUGCCCCGCGUUCACGGGGUCGUGACGGAACAUUGAAAAUUUAAAUUUGAAUUUCCGCCAACGGUCGAUUGCGUAGCGCCCCUAUCUUAAAGCAUUAGACCAAAGCUAAAUUUCAUUAGAGCGCACUUGCGCCAGUGUACCCCUCCACGAUCUCGUGCGCGUUUCAACCGCAUGAAUCGAUCCGAUCGUUUCUCCACAACGUCACGCGCCUCCACGUUCUCCUCCAAAUUUCAGCGCCUCCAUCCUCCGGAUAAUGGCCGUUUUCUUCAUUGAGGUGUUGAAAGCGCAAACAGCGCUCUUGACAAAACGGCGGUCUUCUCGUCCCUUUUCCUUCUCUGCUCCUGUUGCUCGUUUUCGUCUCGUUCCUCGCAUGUGCGCGUUUUUCGUCGUGUGUUGCUCCACCGAACAAUUUUCAUUUUUUGCGACGGCGAUUUGCGAGAAAUAUGUCUCUUCACUCUUGGGAUUGUACUAGUCCUUUCUUCUUCUCCUGUUAAUGUCUUCUCCCCGUUUUCCACUACCUAGAAAUAGUUCAAAGACCUGUCGUAAAUAAGACUGAUUUUCCUUUUCUUUACACGAAGAGACAUGGAAUUUAUCAAGCUGUCAUAAAGGCAAAAUGAUAUGUGAUGACACACUCGUAGUCCUUUUCUUGUCAUCGCCCUCAGUUGCCUGGCUGUUGCCGACCGCUGCAGUGGCUGAUGAUUCGGCGUCUCUGGGUUAGUAGUAGCGGAGAAAAGAGGGCCGAUUUGCUGAUGAGAUGAGAGUGUUCGACACGCGGAAAUGAAGAAGAAGAAGAAGAUGUCGAUGAGGCGACACAGAGACAUACACAAAACAAAACGCUUAUUGGACUUUGCGGCUGCUCGUUUUUACCGCCACUCCUCUGCCCCGUCGCCACUUCUCCUCCAUCUUUUUCCCGUUUUUUUUUCGAUGUUGUCUCUAUUGAUUCUGCUUGGUCUGCUCGACCACCACCCUUCCUCUUCUUUUUCUACUUCUUUCAUUUUUUCUUCUUCACAUUAGUCUUGCUUUUGCAUUCUUGUUCUCUGCACUUUCAUCACUUGAAACUCAGUUCACCUUCACAAGUUCCAUUGUUUUUCUACAUUUGUAGCCUGCCACCAGUUUCAUUUUCUUCGGUUCGAUUAAAAGGUCUUAUCAGUCGAAGAUAAGACUGCACGUUGUUUCUUCAUUCCCACUCAUAGUCUCUCAAGCAGAGAGUGAGGGUGGGCGCGAGCGCUGCAAGUUAGGCCAAGUUCAAGAAGAGCUGGCGCCCGUCCUCUCCCUGCAUCUGUCUCGUCGCCGAGCGUCUCCAACGGUGGCCUGUUGUUUAUGUCCGUUGCACUCAUCGUCAGACAGAUUUUAAUAGAUUUCGUGGCCCGCGUCCCCGCGCUCUCCGCUCUUCUGGAGCCGUGUGCCUCCUCCUAAUUUGGCAUAAUAUCUAAUCUAGGCGGCUGUUGGGCAAUGUUCUUCUUCUUUUUUUCCUCUCCGCCGCACUCGUCGCCAUUUUCCCCUUCUCCCGCGCUCCGUGUUGUUGUCAUCUCAGCCGUCUCAGCCUUCUUCGUCUUUUUCUUAUUUUUUGUCGUUUUAUUCUCUUUUGGUCUUGCUGGGGUAGGCCAGAUAUCCUCUCCUUCUCUGCCGACUCGUCGCUCAUCCUUAGCGUUCGUAUUUCCAAUGUGUAUAAUAAUUUUGGAGUAAGCGGGUUGAGGAUGGAAAUCGGACGGGACAACGAGUGGUUCGCAUACGUUUUUAUGCAUCAGGACCAGGCGAAAAGGAAAGAGUGUGGAGAGUGGAGAAACGCAGAAAUGCGCCAUGGACACAGGGAAAGACGACGAAUUGGUUAUGGACUGUAUCAUCGCAGCCAUCAUCACCGCCCGCUCUUGUUGUUUGCGUUGUACAGUCCUUUUUGACGGGUGAGGAGGGAAGGAGAAGUAGAAGAAGACCGAAAAUGUUUCCCGAAAUUGUCAUGCUGGCCCGUUUUGUGAUGACGUCAUACGGUGUGUUGCCCCCGCCACCGAUGUGCUCGCCUUCCGCCGUUGCUCGUCGUCCUCUUCUGCUUAUUCUCUUUUUGCCCCUUCCCUUUUUGUGACAUAUGCGUGUGCUUCGAUAUCGGCGCGUCUCCAAUUUUCUCAUCACUAACAUUCCGAAAAAGGGUUUUGAGUGGGGUGGGUUGAUUCCGAACUGCCUCCUACCAGCAACUAUUGUGAAACGUCAUUUUUCUUUUGGCCAUUACGAAAUGCCUAGUCAUCGAUUUUCAGAUCCAAAGUCACAACGGUUCAUCGAAUCACGCUCCGAUUGUUGGCGAGCAGCAACUCGGCAUUUCGGGCAUUACGAUGGCGACCGGGGAUACGGGUCACGUUGGAGUAAGUCGGGGACGAAAAGUGAUCCAUUUGAAAAAAACGGUCACGAGUAGAAUAGGCGCAUUGAUUGAUUUUCUGUGUCCCAUGAUCUCUUGUUUCCCUCAUGUUAUUUGCCUCUUUAACGUGCUAAUGUUUUUAACUUUCAGAACGUCUCCUAUAUGAACAGCGGAAUGCUCGGUCCCACUCAAUAUAUGCACAAUCCGCCGCAGAACUCUGGCCACCCGUCAACUUCGGUUAUGAUGCAGGCGCCACAGAACGGCGGAUUGUCCCGUUCGUCGCCUACCGAAAUGAAUCAGUGCCUGCAGAUGGAGGACUCAAUGGACAAUGGAAUGCGAGAGUACAACGGCAAUGUGCAUCACAUGCAUUCUCAUCAAAUGCAAAUGCAACAGCAGCAUCAUAUGCAGCAACAACAGCAACAGCAAUAUGGGAUGCAUCCGUCGUACCACAAUCAGCAGCACCAACAGCAAAUGCAACAGAUGCAUUACCAUCAGGUGAGCAGCCCGCAUUGCGUAAUCGCCUAUGUAACACACUCAUGUUUCAGCAGCAGUACCAACAGCACCAAAUGUAUCCGCCACAGAUGCAGCAACCUCAACAGUCGCAACAACCUCAACAGCAGUCUGGUCAAUCAUCUUCUGGAAUGCAGCACGUGAACGAAUCGAGUAAUCUCUCGUCUGCUGGCAGUAUAUCUGAUCGAGAGCCGGAUAUCGGGGGUACUCCGCAAAGGUGAGUUGGCAGUCUUUUCGUGACUACAAUCGUGAGAUUAUUCUGGCGAAAGCUGAUUACCCAUCCGAAAAGCUGUCGAGUACGAACAACUGUUUAUUGCAGGCCGACAGCCGCGCAUAACACCAACACGACCGAAAAGAAACCACGGAAGCGGAGACGGGGUGCGGUGGAAGAACAGGCGACUCCGAAACACGAACGAAAAAUAACAGAGUUCAUGAAGGUAGGAGAAUCGCAAGGAAGCGGAGUGGCUCGUUGUUUGAUGAACGAGUUUCAACAAAAUCAGUCGUCGCCGAAAAGGCAACCAACUAAUCAGCAGAACGGAUCGAACAGUUUCGGUCAACCACAACCGCAGCAAAUGAAUCAGAAUGACAUAACGCCUACGGUAAAUAAAGGAUAUUCUCGAAGCCAUACCCAUGGUCCGUUGCAGUACUGGCCUGCUUCUCUGGGCGCUAACAACCGAGCGACUCCAACUCCGUCGCAACAGCAACACUAUUCGUCGGAUUCAAAUUCCAACUCGAAUCCAUCUCCGCCUUCUACGAAUCACGCUGAUCGAUUGGUUCGACAGGCUGAUGGGGAGACCCAGACGGAUCAGUCACAAGGCUCUCAGGUUGGUUUUGAAUGUCGUAACGUGUCAGCAAGUUCUUUUUCAUUUCAGAGGUUUCAGAGCAGCAAUCAAUCGGUCGACGAAGUUGCAAAGAGAGACAGGAUCAUCGAGGAUUAUCGUCGCCAGCUCGAUGAAUUGCAAACAAAGUACAAUAUCGAACGACGGAGAACUGAAGCAGCCAAAGAGACGAACAAGCGUUUGCUUAUCGAAAAAAACAUCAUCGAACGCAAGGCUCUUCGUGACAAAACGUCCACUGAUUCUCCGCGCAUCGGUACAUUCAAGACAAUGAGAACGGGUGAUUCAUUCCGUGACCAGUGGGUGGACGGAUGGGCGUUCGCUGAGCUGGACAAGAAGAGUGACCAGAUCACGGCAGAGCGCAAUGAAAUUGCGAAUGCAAUGGCGUUGUUGAAAAAACGGAAACCGCUGGGUAUCGGGAAGGAACCUAAACGACCAGCAGCGAAUGUCGUGCAGCUGGAUGUGAAUCAGCCCUCUACGAGUAACGCGAACGGAUCCGGAGACGACGCGAUCUUCCGACGACCAGAGGAGCCGAAAGAAAUUCAGUACCAGGAGUACGUCGAGCUAGAUGAAAUCUACAAACUACGAAGAGAUCAUCUGAAGAAGGAGGAGACGGAUCUGACCAUGGAAAGAGACCGUCUUGAUAGAGAACGACAGCAUCACAUGAGAGAGCUUAAAAGAGCGGCGAAUGAGACAUCUUCUCAAUUCAAGGAUCACCAACUGCUUCACAAAAGAUACCUUAUGCUGAGCUUGCUCGGAAAAGGCGGCUUCAGCGAAGUGUGGAAAGCAUUCGACGUAGAAGAGAAUCGCUACGUGGCUUGCAAAAUACACCACGUGAACAAGGAUUGGAAGGAGGAGAAGAAGGCGAACUACGUGAAGCAUGCGAUGAGGGAGAAGGAUAUUCACAAGUCGUUGGAUCACUGUCGAAUUGUGAAACAGUACGAUCUUCUCACCAUCGACAAUCACUCUUUCUGCACAGUCCUCGAAUAUUGUCCAGGAAACGAUCUCGAUUUCUAUCUCAAGCAGAACAAGUCGAUCAGUGAGAAGGAGGCGAGAAGUAUCAUUAUGCAAGUGGUUUCUGCGCUUGUCUAUUUGAAUGAGAAGCCCACGCCGAUCAUUCAUUACGAUCUGAAACCUGCCAACAUCCUUCUCGAAUCAGGAAAUACAAGUGGAGCGAUCAAAAUCACCGAUUUUGGAUUGUCCAAGAUUAUGGAGGGAGAGAAUGAUGAUCACGACGUGGGAAUUGAGCUGACUUCGCAAUUCGCAGGCACUUACUGGUACCUCCCACCGGAGACGUUCUUGGUGCCGGCGCCGAAGAUCACUAGCAAAGUGGACGUCUGGAGCAUAGGAGUCAUAUUCUACCAGUGUAUUUAUGGAAAGAAGCCGUUUGGAAACGAGCUAACGCAACAGAAGAUUCUCGAGUACAAUACGAUCAUAAAUGCUCGAGAGGUGUCGUUUCCUUCAAAGCCAGGGGUAAGUCGCAACUGUCCGUCAGUUCACUCUUCUUAUAUUUUAAUUUUUCAGGUUAGCUUGGCCGCCCAAGACUUCAUCCGACGGUGCCUGCAGUAUCGCAAGGAAGACCGUGCAGACAUUUUUGAACUGUCGAGGCACGAGUUGUUCAAACCAAAGGGAUCGGUGAGUGCUCAGUGUGAUUCGGGAGGGAAUGCCACACCAGCUUAUGCUCUGUUUCGAGAGAGAGAGAGAGACAGAACCUUCUAGUUGUUGUUUUGUCCCAGUUUUAUCUCAUCUGUUACAGAUUCGUUCUUCGAUCGCCGGUGGUUCAAUUAGCUCGCCCAGCAUCCCUCGCAGCCCAUCAGUGAAUCGCGAAGAGGACAAUCUGUGA